Molecule: messenger RNA, 1434 nt
Organism: Rotaria sp. Silwood1
Lineage: Eukaryota; Metazoa; Rotifera; Eurotatoria; Philodinida; Philodinidae
Source: the annotation of a GenBank genome assembly
AUGAUACGUAGUGUUAUUAGACAAAUGAUGGCACUAACUUUAGUACCUGAACAAUAUGUUCCAUCAUUAUUUGCAAAUCUCGGACAAGAAUUAAAUGAUUCUGAACGUGAUGAAUUAAGUCAAGUUUGUAAAGCAAAAUGGUUAUCAAAAAAUCGUCAAGUAGCUUGUAAAGUGAUUCGAGUGACACCACAGCGAUGUCACUUGGAAGAGAGCUUUCGCAAAGAAUUAGCUGCCUAUGCUGAACUAUCCGGUGCAUUUAUCCUUAAAACAUUCGGUUAUGGUGAUCGAAUGCUAGACAAGGGGGUAAAAGAAUGUUACUUGAUUACUGAAUUUAUGCAGCGUGGUAGUUUGUCCGAUGUAAUUCAUAAUCGUGAUGAGAAAAUCUCACUUCGACGUAAACUUUCCAUGGCCUGUCAUAUUGCCAGUGGUAUGCGUAAAUUACAUGCACACACGAUGAUUCAUCGGGAUAUUCGUCCUGAUAAUAUUCUUGUAUCGAAUAAUUUUACAGCAAAGAUCGGUGAUAUGGGCAUCGCACAUAUAUUCAAUCCAGACGAACGCCACACAUUGAUCGGUUGUUUGCCUUUCAUGCCACCGGAAUUCCAUCGUGGCGAUGGUCAAUAUGAUCAAUCACUGGAUGUGUUCACCUAUGGAUUGACAUUAAAUGAACUAUUUACAGAGAAAAUUCAUCGAUUUAAUCAAUCGACCAAACAUGUUCAAUUAAUCGAACAAAGUCCGAUUUUCAUCAAUUUGAUUCUUCAAUGUAUUCGGGAUGAAUCGACUCGCCGACCAACUGCUAUCGAAUUGGAAUAUAUUCUUCAUAAGUAUCGACAAGCAGCGGAUCGAUAUAUCAAAGAAAAAUGUUCCAAUUAUACAAAUCAAACAAUAGCAACAAAAGAUAAUAUUUUUAUUCGUUUCUAUAAUGAAUACCACCAGCAGGAGAAAGCCGAACCGAAAGCAGUUUUUUCACCACCACCAAGACCACAUGUAAAUUUGAAUCUAAUUCGACAACAUUUCGAAGAUAUGAUGAAACAAUUCAGUAGUGUUCAUGAAAAAGAUGCUGAUCGUAACAAAAAUCGGCCCGAGGUGGUGAAAUUGAAAAAAUAUCUGGAUAAUCCAAGUCCUGUCCUUGUCAUUGAGCCCGUUGAAAAAGAUCGACGACCAUCAACAUCAUCAUCAAAUUUUCAUCGAGUUGAACAAGAGAAUCAUCAACAAUUUCUUCGUGUCGUCAAACAUCAACGAUCACGGACGCCCAGUCCAAUAUGUCCCCGUCUCAAUGAUCCACUACAUGCUCAAGAUUUUUUCCAUAUGCCAGAUCAAUUUCGAGCUGUCGGGGCUGAUAAUGAUAUCGAACAACGUAUGCGACGAUUGCGUCUCGAAGCAGGUGUCGAUCAGUCAUCACCCCAUUUUGAUCAGAUCAUGCGAAAAUUCAAAUAG